This is a messenger RNA of Egretta garzetta (little egret), 8541 nucleotides long. It is a transcript of the gene PRKDC, whose product is annotated as protein kinase, DNA-activated, catalytic subunit. The record is from RefSeq and is a predicted model, not a curated record. Gene Ontology annotation, biological process: immunoglobulin V(D)J recombination; intrinsic apoptotic signaling pathway in response to DNA damage; double-strand break repair via nonhomologous end joining. The transcript has 62 exons. The annotation marks the transcript as partial. Gene Ontology annotation, cellular component: nucleus. Lineage: Eukaryota; Metazoa; Chordata; Aves; Pelecaniformes; Ardeidae. Gene Ontology annotation, molecular function: protein serine/threonine kinase activity.
AUGGGUAGGCGCGACGGCAGCGGGAGGGCCCAACGGAUGCAGAAAGGGGGGAUGCGGAACGGAGAAGGAAAGGAGAAAGGCGCGCUGCACCUGUCCCUGGUGUUCUCCCGGGAGCAGGGCUUGCUCGUCUUCAUCCACAGGUCCCUCGGCAUCGAGGAGUUUCGAGAUUGCAGGGAGGAAGCACUGAAGUUUCUUUGUGUCUUCAUGGAAAAAGUUGGUGACAAAGUUCAUCCUUAUGCCUGUAGUAUUAAGCAAACUUGUCUUAGUGUUUAUACAAAAGAGAGAGCAGCAAAAUGUAAAAUCCCAGCUCUGGAACUUCUGAUUAAGUUGCUUCAAAGUUUACGACGUUCCUGUCUGAUGGAAGAAAUGAAAGUUGGGGAGAUAUUUAAUAAAUUUUAUGGGGAACUUGCCACAAAAUCUAAAGUUUCUGAUACAGUACUGGAGAAGAUUUAUGAGCUUUUGGGAGUUUUGGGAGAGGUCCAGCCUAGUGACAUGAUUAAUAACUCUGAAAAACUAUUCCGAGCAUAUCUGGGAGAGCUUAAAACACAGAUGACAUCAGCUACAAGGGGACCCAAGCUACCUGUUGUAGCAGGAUGUCUGAGGGGUCUGGUUGCACUCAUGUACAACUUUACCAAAUCUGUGGACGAAGAUCCUCAGACUGCAAAGGAGAUUUUUGGUUUUGCAAUGAAGGCAAUCAACCCACAGGUUGAUCAGAAGCGAUACGCAGUACAUCUAGCUGGUUUACAGUUGUUCAGCUGGCAUGCUGCUCAGUUUGGUACCUUACUCCUAGACAACUAUGUCUCCCUCUUUGAAGCAAUGUGUAAAUGGUGUAGUCACACAAAUCAGGAGCUGAAGAAAGCCAGUCAUUCUGCCCUAGAUUCAUUCCUCAAGCAGAUUUCUUUAAUGGUAGCUAAGGAUGCAGAGCUACACAAGAGCACAUUGCAGUUCUUCAUGGAGCAGUUCUAUGGAAUCAUCAGAAGAAUGGAUUCAAGCAACAAAGAGUUGUCUAUCGCCAUUCGCGGAUAUGGGCUUUUUGCAGCACCCUGUAAAGCUAUACGUUCUAAGGAUGUUGAUGACAUGUACGUUGAGCUCCUUCAGCGCUGUAAGCAGAUGUACCUCACAGAAGCAGAAACAAUAGACGACCACCUGUAUCAGCUACCGAGUUUCCUUCAGUCCAUUGCAAGUGUGAUAUUCCAUAUAGAUGCGAUUCCUGAAGUAUACACUCCAGUUCUUGAACAUCUAGUUGUGCUGCAGAUCAAUAGCUUUCCACAAUACAGUGAAAAAAUGCAGUUAAUUUGUUGCAAAUCUAUAAUAAAGGUAUUUCUAGCCCUCUCAGGAAAAGGUCCAGUUCUCUGGAGUUUUAUUAGCACUGUGGUGCAUCAGGGAUUAAUCAGAAUCUUCUCCAAGCCAAUCACGUUUUCAAAGGAUUUUUUUGGAAAAGAAACUUCUGGAUCUGAAGACUCAGGUGAAGUUGGAGAGCUUGGGACAGGGAGAUCAAAAGUACCAACGUAUAAGGAUUAUCUGUAUCUCUUUAGAAGUCUACUGAACUGUGACACAAUGAAGGAAUGCUGUUUUGAAGAUGAAAACUUUCUUACUGCAAAUUCACCACUGCAGUCCCUGAAUCGCUUGCUAUAUGAUGAACUUAUAAAAUCUAUUUUGAAGAUUAUUGAGAAGUUGGACCUGACUGUUCAGAAAUUGGAUGUUAAUGAACAGGAUGAAAAUGAAACUGAUGGUGCCUUGAUUGGGCCUACUUCUGACCCUGCUUCAAACCUUCAGCCAACAAAGCCAACAGACUUUAUUGCCUUUAUAAAUCUAGUGGAAUUCUGCAGAGAGAUACUUCCAGAGAAGCAUGUUGAAUACUUUAACCCUUGGGUAUAUUCCUUUGGUUAUGAGCUUAUUAUACAUUCAACAAGACUACCUCUCAUUAGUGGAUUCUACAAGUUGCUUUCUGUUGCAAUGAAAAUUGCCAAGAAAAUAAAAUACUUUGAGGGUGUCAGCCCAGAGUGUCUCAGAAAAUGUCCUGAAGACCCAGAAAAGAGGUCCUGCUUUGCACUGUUUGUAAAGUUUGGAAAAGAGGUUACAGCAAAAAUGAAACAUUAUAAAGAUGAGUUGUUGGCAUCCUGUCUUAAUUUUUUGCUCUCUUUACCACAUGAUAUCGUCAUGCUUGAUAUCGCAGCAUAUAUUCCUGCACUGCAGAAUGCAUUUAAGCUGGGCCUUAGCUGUACCCCAAUGGCUGAUCUGGGACUGGAUGCUUUGGAAGACUGGUCAGCUCGCAUCCCCAGACAUAUAAUGCAACCUUACUACAAGGAUGUUCUGCCUCUUCUUGAUGGUUAUUUGAAAAACUCUACUUCUACAGCUGAAUCCCAGAAUAACUGGGAAGUAAGGAAGCUUUCUCAAGCAGCCCAGAAGGGAUUUAAUAAAGUUGUGAUACAGCGUUUAAGAAAAGCAAAGACUUCUUCACUGGAUGACAGUCCCUCCUUGGAAGCAGUGAGGACUAGAGUGGCACGCCUGCUUGGAUCUUUGGGAGGACAGAUCAGCCACAACUUAAUUACAGCUACCUCUGCAGAAGAGAAGAUGAAGAAAUGUGUAUCCUGGGACACUGAGAAGCGUCUGAGCUUUGCUGUACCAUUUGCAGAUAUGAAGCCUGUCAUCUACUUGGAUUUAUUCUUGCCUCGUGUGACUGAACUGGCUCUUUCUGCAAGUGACAGACAAACAAAAAUUGCAGCAUGUGAACUGCUACAUAGCAUAGUCACGUAUAUGUUGGGGAAAGCAUCUCAGAUGCCAGAAGGAUGUCAGGGUCCCCCACCCAUGUAUCAGUUGCAUAAGCGAAUAUUUCCAGUACUGCUUCGUCUUGCUUGUGAUGUAGACCAGGUAACAAGACAGUUGUAUGAGCCUUUAGUCAUGCAACUCAUUCACUGGUUUACGAACAACAAGAAAUUUGAGAGUCAAGAUACGGUGGUGUUCCUGGAAGCUAUCUUGAGUGGCAUAGUGGAUCCAGUUGACAGCACUUUGAGAGAUUUCUGUGGCCAAUGCAUACGAGAAUUUUUGAAAUGGUCUAUUAAGCAGACAACACCGAGGCAGCAGGAGAAAAGCCCAGCAAACACCAAGUCUCUUUUUAAACGGUUGUAUAGUCUUGCUCUUCAUCCCAGUGCUUUCAAGAGACUGGGUGCAGCACUUGCUUUUAACAGCAUCUACAGAGAAUUUAGGGAAGAGAAUUCUCUGGUGGAACAGUUUGUAUUUGAAGCAUUGGUUGUAUUUCUGGAAAGUCUGGCCUUAACCCAUACAGAUGAGAAAUCAUUAGGUACCACUCAACAAUGUUGUGAUGCUAUGAAUCACCUCAAGCGCAUAAUCAAGCAUAAAGCACCUUCUCUGAAUAAGGAAGGAAAACGACGAGUACCACGAGGAUUUCCAGCUUCAAAGUCAGUGUGUCUUCUGGACAUUGUCAUGUGGCUCUUAGUGCAGUGUGGGCGACCUCAGACAGAGUGCCGACAUAAAGCCAUGGAGCUCUUCUAUGAAUUUGUUCCUUUAUUACCAGGAAACAAGUCUCCAUCUUCUUGGCUGGCUAAUGUUCUAAAAAACCAAGAUGUUUCUUUCCUCAUUAACAAAUUUGAAGGAGGUGGCAGCGAUGCCACAAGUCUAUCUGGGAUCCUUUCUCAGCCAACUCUCCGUGGUAUGCAGGAGCCCUUCAGUUUACAGACUGUCAUGCGGUGGAUGGAUAUGUUCUUAGCAGCACUGGACUGCUACAAUACAUUCUUUGAGCUGCGAAUGAUCAAACCCCAUGAAAUACUGGGUGUAAAUGAAAGAUCCUCAUUCUUGGAGGCUGUGCAGUUCUUCCUUGAAACUAUUGCUUUGCAUGAUAUCCACACAGUAGAGCAGCGCUUUAAUUGCAGUUCAAAAGGCAGCAUGUUCAGUCCACAAGAGAGAGAUGCGUAUAAUUACAGCAAGUGUACCAUUAUAGUCCGAAUCAUGGAGUUUGUCACCAUGAUCCUGGAAACGUGCCAGCAGGAUUUCUGGAAGCUACUUGAGAAAGAAUUGCUUAAUGCAAGCCUUAUAGAGCUUCUGGUGGUGACAGUGUGUGAUCCAUCACACGUAGGCUUUAACACUGCUGAUGUGCAAGUCAUGAAAAAUCUCCCAGAUAUCUCCGUAAGACUCAUGAAAGCUUUGAUGAAAUCGCCCUAUAAGGAAUCUUUGAAACUGUGCAUAAAAAAAAGAAUCGCACCGCAGAGCCUUGAGGACCUUUGUUCUGUUGAUCUGUUUAAUUCAGAUGCACGUUUUGAUCAAGUUAGGUUUAGUGCUGUCCUUUCUGCCUGCAAGCAACUCCAGAAAUCUGGCCUGCUGCAUUCUGUUCUUCAAAAUCAGGAUGACGGGCCUUGUUUCUCAGUUGGCUCUAAGCUUCUUUCAGCUGUUUAUAAAGGUAUUGCACCUGGGGGUGAAAGGAUGUCUCUUCCAUCAUUAGACAUCAGCAGUAAGCGAUUAGCUGAUAGACUCCUGCAGCUAGCUUUUGCUAUUGAUGACCAGUGUGAGGAGCUAGUAAGUCUGCUGUUGAACACAGUGGUGUUAUCUGUGCCAUUAUCAGGAGCAUCCCAGAAAAACCUGAUCAGUUUCUCUCAUGGACAGUAUUUCUACAGCCUGUUCUCAGAAACCAUCAACCAACAGCUGCUGAAAAACCUGGAUGUGAUCAUAGUUCAGCUUAUGGAAUCAUCUGUCACCAAUCCCCAAAUGGUUGGUAGCAUUUUGAAUGGCAUGUUAGAUCAGAGUUUUAGAGAGCGUACUGUACGCAAGCAGCAAGGAGUGAAACUGGUCACAGCUGUGCUAAGAAACUGGAAGAAACUUGACAGCUGGUGGGCCAAAGGUUCAGCUCCCGAGAGCAAAAUGGCAGUCUUGACCCUGCUGGCAAAAGUUCUGCAGAUAGACUCUUCAGUUUCUUUCAAUACCAAUCAUGAAGCAUUUACAGCUGUUUUUAAUACCUAUACCAGUCUACUUACUGAUCAGAGUUUAGGCUUAAAUCUUAAGGGCCAAGCAGUGAUAAUUCUUCCAUUCUUCACUAAUUUGACUGGAGAAAAACUUCAUGAGCUUAAGAAUGCUCUUGAUGAACUUGUAGCUUUCAAUUUUCCCAUGAGGUCAGAUGAGUUUCCCAAAGGAACCUUGAAGCACAAUAACUACGUAGACUGCACUAAAAAGUUUUUAGAUGCAUUAGAAUUGUCUCAGAGUCCAAUGCUGUUGCAGUUGAUGACAGAAGUCCUCUGCAGGGACCACAGACAUUUCAUGGAGGACUUAUUUCAAGCCAGCUUCAAAAGAAUUUCCAGAAGGAGCACCACUGACAAACAAGUGGUACUGUUGGACACUGUUCACAAAAUGUUCCAGAGUGAAGACCUUCUUUCAAAUACGACCCGUCAGGCAUUUAUGGAUCGCUCCCUCCUCACUCUCCUGUGGCACUGCAGCUUGGAUGCACUUAGAGAAUUCUUUGGCAAGAUUAUAGUGCAGGCUAUGGAUGCACUUAAUUCAAGGUUUACAAAGUCCAAUGAAUACAUUUUUGAUAUGCAAGUCACAAAGAAAAUGGGGUAUUACAAGCUGCUGGAAGUGAUGUAUGUGCGUCUUUCAAAAGAGGAUGUUUACUCCAAGGACUCUAAAAUUAACCAAGCUUACCGUGGCUCCAUGAGUGUAGAAGGAAAUGAACUUACCAAGACACUAAUAAAGUCAUGCUAUGAUGCAUUUACAGAAAACAUGGCAGGAGAGAAUCAGCUGUUGGAGAAGAGGAGACAGUAUCACUGUGCAGCAUAUAAUUGUGCUAUUGCUGUUAUCAGCUGUAUUUUCACUGAAAGUAAAUUUUAUCAAGGCUUUCUUUUUACAGAAAAAGCGGAAAAGAACUUGCUGAUUUUUGAAAAUCUGAUAGACCUGAAGCGUCAGUAUACAUUUCCUGUAGAAAUUGAGGUGCCUCUGGAAAGGAAGAAGCGAUACAUUGCUAUUAGAAAGGAGGCCAGGGAUGCAGGGAAUAGCGAUCAGGAUGAACCCAAGUAUUUAGCUUCUGCAUCAUACAUGAUGGAUAGCAGUUUGAGUGAGGAAAUGAGUCAAUUUGAUUUUUCUACUGGAGUUCAAGGCUUUUCUUUUAGCUCCCAAGAUGUUACAGCUAGCAGCGCUCGUUUCAGGAGAAAGGAGCCCACAGAAUACAUGGUUUUAAAUGAUGAAAUGGAACUGGAAAUGGAUGAACUCAACCAACACGAAUGUAUGGCUUCUAUGACCACUCUGAUUAAACAUAUGCAGAGGAACCAGAUCACACCCAAAGUAGAAGAGGGAACAGUUCCAGUAGAUCUUCCUCUUUGGAUGAAAUUUCUGCACGGCAAAUUAGGAAACCCAUCAGUACCACUAAAUAUUCGCCUCUUCAUAGCAAAACUUAUUGUUAAUACUGAGGAUGUUUUCCGCCCUUAUGCAAAGCAGUGGCUUGGUCCAUUGCUGCAGCUUGUUGUUUCUGGGAAUAAUGGAGGUGAAGGGAUUCAUUACAUGGUAGUGGAAAUAGUGGUUACUAUCCUUUCCUGGACAAGUGUAACCACUCCCAAAGGGAAUAUUAAGGAUGAGAUUUUAGCUAACAGAUUGCUUGAAUUCUUGAUGAAGAAUGCCUUUCACCAAAAAAGAGCUGUGUUCAGACACAAUCUUGAAAUCAUAAAGACAGUUAUAGAGUGUUGGAAGAACUGUCUCUCUAUACCUUACAGUUUAAUACAUGAAAAGUUUUCUAGUGGAGAUCCUGAUACAAAGGACAACUCAGUGGGAAUUCAGCUGUUGGGAAUUGUUCUUGCUAACAAUUUACCUCCCUUUGACCCAAAGUGUGAAAUAGAUCGUGUCAGGUAUUUUCAGGCUUUGACCAGCAACAUGGGUUUAUUAAAGUAUAAAGAAGUUUAUGCAGCUGCAGCAGAAGUGUUGGGACUCGCUCUUCGAUACAUUGCUGAGAGAGAAAAUGUACUUGAACAUCCAGUUUAUGAUUGUGUCAUAAGACAAUUAAAACAUCAUCAGAACACCCAACAAGAUAAGUUUAUUCAAUGCUUGAAUAAAGUUGUUAAGAAUUUUCCACCUCUUGCUGACAGGUUUAUGAAUGCAGUAUUCUUUUUGAUACCCAAACUUCACGGUGUGAUGAAAACCUACUGUCUGGAAGUCAUAAUGUGCCAGGCAGAAGAAAUACCUGAUCUCCAUUUGCAGUUAAAGAGUAAAGACUUUAUCCAGAUCAUGAAUCACAGGGAUGAUGACAGGCAAAGGGUUUGUUUGGAUAUAGUGUACAAGAUGCUGUCUAAACUAAAACCACUAGAACUUAAAGAACUUCUUCCUGGAGUGACAGGGUUCAUUUCUCACCCUUCUGUAAUAUGUCGACAGCGCAUGUAUGAUAUUCUGAUGUGGAUUUAUGAUAAUUACAGUGAUCCAGAAAGCCAAGCAGAUGGUGAUUCUCAGGAAAUAUUCAAACUGGCAAAAGAAAUCCUGCUUCAAGGACUGAUUGAUGAGAAUGCCGAACUGCAAUUAAUUGUUAGGAAUUUUUGGAGUGAUGAGACGAGGUUACCUGGAAAUAUUCCUGAUCGCAUGCUGGCAUUGUUAAAUUCUUUAUAUUCCACCAAGAUUGAAACACAGUACUUGAGUCUAAUCACGAAUUUUCUGCUUGAAAUGACUAGCAAGAGCCCAGAUUAUUCCAGAAAAAUAUUUGAGCAUCCACUGUCUGAAUGCAAAUUUCAGGACUUUGUAAUUGACUCCAGCUGGCGUUACCAAAGUACUGUGCUGACGCCUAUGUUUGUGGAGACUCAAGCUUCUCAGAGUAUCCACAGGAAUUUAUCACAAGAAAGAUCCCUUUCUGCUUCUGGGUCAGUCAGUGGUCGAGUGAGGGCUACCCAACGGCAGUAUGAAUUUACACCUACACAGCAUGUCAGUGGUAGAAGUUCAUUUAAUUGGCUAACUGGAAGCAGCAUUGACACAUUGGCAGAGUAUACAGUUCCUUCAUCCUCUGAAUCCUUGUCUUCAUCCAUGCUGUUAGUUAACAAACGGAGUGAAAAAUUUAAACAAGCAACCUUUAAACCAGUGGGGCCGGAUUUUGGGAAAAAAAGGUUGAGUUUGCCUGAAGAUGUUGUGGACAGCAAAACUAAAGGUAUAGAAGAACGAGCAGAAAUUCUAAGACUGCGGAGGCGUUUCUUGAAGGACCAAGAAAAACUCAGUUUGAUUUAUGCUAGAAAAGGUGUGGCUGAACAGAAAAGAGAAAAGGAGAUAAAAUCUGAGCUGAAGAUGAAGCAUGAUGCCCAGGUUACUUUGUACAGAAGUUACCGAGUAGGAGACCUUCCUGACAUCCAGAUUGAAUACUGCAGUCUCAUUGCCCCUCUGCAGGGCCUUGCCCAGAAAGAUCCAACAUUUGCCAAGCAGCUUUUCAGCAGUUUGUUUGGUGGAAUUUUUCAUGAGAUAGAAAAAUCUAAAACUCCUUCUGAGAAAAAAGGCAUCAUCCAGAAGCUGCUGUACAACUUCAAUAAUUUCCUGGGGAUGAGCAUGACUUACUUCCCGCCAUUCAUUGCCUGCGUCCAG